AAACUUUCGCGUUCUUUUUCCGGCAAACUCGCUCGGUCGAACACAUUUCGGUGCGAGCUGCGCAGAGUUUUUCCCCGUUUUAGCCACAAUGGUCAACCUACGCCAGCGAAAGAAGACCAGGAAGCUACGUGGUCAUGUCAGCCACGGACACGGUCGUAUUGGCAAGCACCGCAAGCAUCCCGGAGGUCGCGGUAACGCCGGUGGCAUGCACCACCACCGGAUAAACUACGACAAGUACCAUCCCGGAUACUUCGGCAAGGUCGGUAUGCGAAACUUCCACCUGAACCGCAACCACCAGUACUGCCCCACGCUCAACCUGACCAAGCUGUGGGCCCUGGUCGGCGAGGACAAGCGCAUCGAGUGCAAGAAGGACGCCACCAAGGUGCCGGUUGUGGAUCUGGUCAAAUUCGGUUACUUCAAACUGCUCGGAACCGGCCACAUCCCCAAGCAGCCGAUCAUCGUGAAGGCCAAGUUCUUCUCGCGCAACGCCGAGCGCAAGAUCAAGCUGGCUGGCGGAGCCUGCAUCCUGAGGGCGUAAAAAAACAUUCGUUUUUCUCUAUUAAGGCUGCGUAACAAAUAAUGUGAAAUGUUUUCGUCUUGUGUGAUGAAACCCGGAUGUGCAUCCCGCUGGGAAAUAUACACGGUUAAAAGGUUGAACGCAACACGAAAUGGUA
Molecule: messenger RNA, 674 nt
Organism: Culex pipiens pallens (northern house mosquito)
Lineage: Eukaryota; Metazoa; Arthropoda; Insecta; Diptera; Culicidae
Gene: RpL27A
Product: 60S ribosomal protein L27a
Exons: 4
Coding region: 89-538 (149 amino acids)
Biological process (GO): translation
Cellular component (GO): cytosolic large ribosomal subunit; ribosome
Molecular function (GO): structural constituent of ribosome
Source: RefSeq, a predicted model, not a curated record